Messenger RNA from Psylliodes chrysocephalus, 937 nucleotides. NCBI's taxonomy places the organism in Eukaryota, Metazoa, Arthropoda, Insecta, Coleoptera, Chrysomelidae. The record is from the annotation of a GenBank genome assembly.
ACUGAAACUCGGACUUAAAUAAACGAUCACAGGCUCUAGGGUUUUUAUAUUUAUAACUAAUGUCAUUUUAAUUAAAGUUUUGACAAACGACAACCGAAAUCUUUCUUUUCUGUCGUUUCGUUAAAAAUGGCACCGACAGCGGAUAAGGCUAAAACUGACAAAAAAACUAAGACCGUAAAGGGACUGCCUGCAGUUCCUGAAUCUGUCUUAAAACACCGCAAAAGACGUGAAGCCUCUAGGGCUAAAAGGCUUCAAUCCAUUGUAAAGAAGAAGUCUGAACAAAUCAAAAAGAGAAAAGAUAUUUUCAAAAGAGCAGAACAGUAUGUUAAGGAAUACAGAUUAAAAGAACGAGAUGAAAUAAGGUUAAUUCGUCAAGCUAAAAAUAAGGGUAAUUUCUAUGUACCUGGAGAGGCUAAAUUGGCUUUCGUUAUCCGUAUUAAGGGUAUCAAUAAAGUAGCACCAAAAGUACGUAAAGUUCUUCAACUUUUCCGUCUACUUCAGAUCAACAAUGGAGUUUUUGUAAAACUCAACAAAGCUACCAUUAACAUGCUUAGAAUAUGUGAACCUUACAUUACAUGGGGUUACCCCAAUUUGAAAUCUGUUAGGGAAUUAAUUUACAAGAGAGGUUUUGCUAAAGUGAAUGGACAAAGAGUAUCAAUCACUAGCAAUCAGAUCAUUGAAGACAGAUUAGGAAAAUCUGGCAUUAUCUGUAUUGAAGAUUUGAUUCAUGAACUGUUCACUGUUGGAUCCAGGUUCAAAUAUGCCUCCAACUUCUUAUGGCCCUUCAAGCUAAACACACCAACUGGUGGCUGGCGUAAGAAGACCAAUCACUAUGUAGAAGGUGGUGACUUUGGUAAUAGAGAAGAUAAAAUAAAUGAACUUCUCAGAAGAAUGGUUUAAACUAUAAGUUUAAUAAUAAAUUAUGUAUAAAAGACCU